AUGCAAGAUGAGUUUGAAAACUCUAGUGAAAGUUCAGGUUCAAAUAUUGCUGAAGGUUCCAAUACAAAUAUUGUUGAAGGCUCUAAUACAAAUACUGAUGAAGGCCCUAAUACAAUGAAGGUUUAUGAAAUAUUAUUUAGAGUUUUAAAGGUAAUUAAUCUUAUGAGUGAAGACGAUACUGACAACGAAGCUGAAGCCGAUCCUAUUCAUGAAUAUAAAGCCGAUUCUGAUAACGAUAACCAAGCUACUUUUAAUAGUGAAAGUAAAGACGAUUAUUAUAAAGCAGAGGAAAUUAAUUAUAUUAAUGAUUGGGCAUAA
Racocetra fulgida is the source of this 318-nucleotide messenger RNA. NCBI's taxonomy places the organism in Eukaryota, Fungi, Glomeromycota, Glomeromycetes, Diversisporales, Gigasporaceae. The record is from the annotation of a GenBank genome assembly.